AUGAAGAAUCCAGCCAUUGUCGGAGUUCUCUGCACGGACCAACAAGGACAUAUUCUAGGCUGUAAGUAAAGUUAGACCAAUUUCUUGUUGUUUUCAUUAUUUAUCUUAUUAUUCAGCUGGCAAACAUUUGACUGACGACCGCACGCAGUCGUCGUCAUCUUCAUCAUAGUGGGAAAUGAUGCUAACUACACUAUUUUCUUUCAGCCCAUGUAUGGCAAUUCUCUUAUUCUUCUGUCUAACAAUUGACACUUCAACAAAAGACUAACUGAAUGUUUGAAAACUAGGAACAUAUCCUCUUGAAAUGGCAAUAGUUACAAAUAUUAGACAAUGCAAUAAGUCAAAUAAUAGUAGCCUAGCUAUAGCCAAAGCCUGUUAUCUCUGGUAGGGGGGUAAAUCCAUUUGAAUUCAAUCACUUUUUGACAGCACCCCUUUUUCAUUUGAACAAAACCUUCCAUACAUAUUUUACCGUUGUAGAAGUGCUCAGAAAGUGACUUGUUGGACCUGAAUGCCAAAACAUUAAUUUACUUAUAUAUUUUUCAUUUAGCAGAUGCUCUUAUCCAGAGCGACUUACAGUUAGUGAGUGCAUACAUUUUUUCAUACUGGCCCCCCGUGGGAAACGAACCCACAACCCCUGGCGUUGCAAGCGCCAUGCUCUACCAACUGAGCUACACGGGGCUAUUCAAGAGAUAAAGGUGCACAAAGUUGACCUAUUUUACCCCACCAUAGCCCAAUAAUGUACUCUUAAAGAUGUGUGGGCGAGCCUACCAUUUCUCCUUAAAGGUAGACUCAGCGACGUGACGUAGAUGCAGAAAGUAAACAGCAUCGUGUGGCAAUUUCCACAACAACUAAGUGCGUCGAAGCGCAUGGCUCAACUUCUCCGCUAUUUUGGUGCCAUGGCUACCACGCUGUGAACGAAGUCUUGCAUCUCAUUCAUCUCAAUAGCUGCUCAUUUCGCUAAGUCUACCUUUUUAAGGUCCAAGGACCAAAACAGCCAGAUACUCCAUCUGAAGGUGAAUCAAUUCUCGAUUGCUAUACGGUUCUAGAAACAUAAAGCCCUCUACUUUCAUAUCACAUCAAAAUAAUUUCACAAACGCUAAAUACACACUUACUGUACAAUAUUUUAACUGGCUUUAUCACAGUUGCAGCCGACAACACAUUUCUGGCGGCCUUCUUCCGUUACACACAGGUGUUAGGAGCAUGCUAUAGCUAAAUAGCACAGGUGGUCGCCUCUCUUCUGUCUGUCUUCCGUGAACACAUGCUGUAACAUGGAGAUAGGGCCGUGUGGGAAAACUAGCCCCUAUGAAGGUGUGUAGUAAUUGAACCUUUUUAGUUUUUUGAAAAUUAUUUAUUGCUGAUAAGAAAGAUACAGUGAGGGGAAAAAAGUAUUUGAUCCCCUGCUGAUUUCGUAAGUUUGCCCACUGACAAAGAAAUGAUCAGUCUAUAAUUUUAAUGGUAGGUUUAUUUGUACAGUGAGAGACAGAAUAACAACAACAAAAUCCAGAAAAACGCAUGUCAAAAAUGUUAUAUUGAUUUGCAUUUUAAUGAGGGAAAUAAGUAUUUGACCCCCUCUCAAUCAGAAAGAUAUCUGGCUCCCAGGUGUCUUUUAUACAGGUAACGAGCUGAGAUUAGGAGCACGCUCUUAAAGGGAGUGCUCCUAAUCUCAGCUUGUUACCUGUAUAAAAGACACCUGUCCACAGAAGCAAUCAAUCAGAUUCCAAACUCUCCACCAUGGCCAAGACCAAAGAGCUCUCCAAGGAUGUCAGGGACAAGAUUGUAGACCUACACAAGGCUGGAAUGGGCUACAAGACCAUCGCCAAGCAGUGAGAAGGUGACAACAGUUGGUGCGAUUAUUCGCAAAUGGAAGAAACACAAAAGAACUGUCAAUCUCCCUCGGCCUUGGGCUCCAUGCAAGAUCUCACCUCGUGGAGUUGCAAUGAUCAUGAGAACGGUGAGGAAUCAGCCCAGAACUACACGGGAGGAUCUUGUCAAUGAUCUCAAGGCAGCUGGGACCAUAGUCACCAAGAAAACAAUUGGUAACACACUAUGCCGUGAAGGACUGAAAUCCUGCAGUGCCCGCAAGGUCCCCCUGCUCAAGAAAACACAUAUACAGGGCCGUCUGAAGUUUGCCAAUGAACAUCUGAAUGAUUCAGAGGAGAACUGGGUGAAAGUGUUGUAGUCAGAUGAGACCAAAAUCGAGCUCUUUGGCAUCAACUGUUUGGAGGAGGAGGAAAGCUUCCUAUGACCCCAAGAACACCAUCCCCACCGUCAAACAUGGAGGUGGAAACAUUAUGCUUUAGGGGUGUUUUUCUGCUAAGGGGACAGGACAACUUCACCGCAUCAAAGGGACGAUGGAUGGGGCCAUGUACCGUCAAAUCUUGGGUGAGAACCUCCUUCCCUCAGCCAGGGCAUUGAAAAUGGGUCGUGGAUGGGUAUUCCAGCAUGACAAUAACCCAAAACACACGGUCAAGGCAAUAAAGGAGUGGCUCAAGAAGAAGCACAUUAAGGUCCUGGAGUGGCCUAGCCAGUCUCCAGACCUUAAUCCCAUAGAAAAUCUGUGGAGGGAGCUGAAGGUUCGAGUUGUCAAACGUCAGGCUCGAAACCGUAAUGACUUGGAGAAGUUCUGCAAAGAGGAGUGGGACAAAAUCCCUCCUGAGAUGUGUGCAAACCUGGUGGCCAACUACAAGAAAGAUCUGACCUCUGUGAUUGCCAACAAGGGUUUUGCCACCAAGUACUAAGUCAUGUUUUGCAGAGGGGUCAAAUACUUAUUUCCCUCAUUAAAAUGCAAAUCAAUUUAUAAAAUUUUUUACAUGUGUUUUUCUGGAUUUUUUUGUUGUUAUUCUUUCUCUCACUGUUCAAAUAAACCUACCAUUAAAAUGAUAGACUGAUCAUGUUUUUGUCAGUGGGCAAACAUACAAAAUCAGCAGGGGAUCAAAUACUUUUUUCCCUCAAUGUACAUUCCUUAUGUUUCGAAAAACCGCACAGUAAGCGAUGUGUGUUCACGUUUAGACCGAGCGUCAGGCCUAUUAACAAAAGUCCCCUGGGAAGAAGAUAACUUCAUCAAUAGACACUAAAGGUAGUUAGCGUCUAUGGAUGGGGUAACCCCACCAUACCAUGAGACAUCCAUGUCUUUAUCACUGGAAAAGAUAAACAGUUGAGAUAUCAUUUAAAAGCUUACAAACAGGGUUGUCAAACUAUUUUAUACCUUUUGGAAAAAUCCUAUUUUUUUUUAUAAACAUGUCAUUUUUUAACCUUAAACGUAAUUUAUCUAAAAACACUUAAAAUCAACAAAAAAAAUCUCAUAUUUGCAUGUUGAAGAUUAGACCCUAUUUUACAUAAUCUGAGGUUUGAGACAUGCUAUUGAAUACAUGGCCCUGGCUAAUGUACCAGGCCCACUUUCGAAACUAGUGAACUUAUCACUAGAUCAGCCUACAUUUCGCUCUGUUCUUCCAUAUGACUGAAUCUGAGUCUGCUUUGUCUCCUUGUGUUUGUUUCAGGUCGUGGCUCUCUGUCUGAUGAGCACGGGGGAGUGGUGUCUGUACUGGUCAGACAGGCAGCCUCUCUCACCAGAGACCCUACAGACAGCCCCACAGUGUGCCUGGAGUCAGAUUUAGGGUGAGGAACCACAUCCAAUCAGGAGUCAAUAUUAGGGCGAGUUCCCUUUUGCAUCGCUUAGUGCCCCGGGUUGGUAGAGAUUUCAUUUUAGGACCUAUAAAAUGUGCAAACUCUGCCCACCCGGGGUACCCGGCGAUGCAAAACGAACUCGCCCUCAGAUAGUUAUAUGACCUGUUACUAUUGACAAAUAGAGUUUCUAGACCCUUCCUCUUUGGGACUUGUGUGGAUCUGA
Coregonus sp. 'balchen' is the source of this 3844-nucleotide messenger RNA. Lineage: Eukaryota; Metazoa; Chordata; Actinopteri; Salmoniformes; Salmonidae. The record is from the annotation of a GenBank genome assembly.